GUGGCAACAACACCUGUUGCAGGUACGUGUCGGUCACGUGGCUCGGCCGUCGGCCUCGGGAGCUGCCGCAGCAGUAGCCACUUCCUUCCCCUCCUGGCGCGUCUCUGGGCUUGUUUUCUAGGGAAGAGCUCCGCGGUUGGGGAGUUAGGGGCGUCGAGGAGACGCGAUCGUAUCCCUGGCAAAGGCAGCUGGUCCUCGGCGGGGCGAAGAUGAGCAAGAUCCACAAGUUUUUCAAGGGCGGAGGAGGCUCCAAGGGGAAAGGCAAAGGGGGCCCGAGCCCGCAGGAGGCUUUAGCCCGGCUGCGGGAGACCGAGGAGAUGCUGACCAAGAAGCAGGAGUAUCUGGAGGCGAGGAUUCAAAAGGAGCUGGCGCUGGCCAAGAAACAUGGCACCCGAGACAAGCGAGCUGCACUGCAGGCACUGAAGAGGAAAAAGAGAUACGAGAAACAGUUGACCCAAAUUGAUGGGACCCUUUCCACCAUUGAAUUCCAGCGCGAAGCCCUCGAAAAUUCCUACACUAACACGGAAGUGUUCAAGAACAUGGGCUAUGCAGCACAAGCGAUGAAAAAGGUGCAUGAAAACAUGGACUUGGACAAAAUUGACGACAUGAUGCAAGAUAUCACUGAACAGCAAGAUAUCGCUCAGGAAAUCACAGAAGCUCUUACCAGAAAAGUUGGUGAUGACUUUGAUGAGGAUGAGCUGUUGGCAGAACUGGAAGAACUGGAGCAAGAAGAACUCAAUAAUAAAAUGGCAAAUGUUCGACUACCAAGCGUACCAGCUACGCCACUGCCUUCCCAUCCUGCAUCUUCAAGGAAGAGAGUGGAGGAUGAAGAUGAUAUGCAGCAGCUUGCAGCAUGGGCUUCUUAACAGCAAUCUGCAGGGCUACGGGAAACGCCAUGGAAUAAAUUUAUGGAACAGUGUUUUGUUUUAUACAGAGCAUGGCUGUGUUUGAUACAGUCCGGCAUUAGUCCCUGGUGGGAUUUUAUGUCUGUAUGUAUGUGUGUAUGUACACGUGUGUGUGUGUGUGUGUGUGUGUGUGUGUGUGUGUAUUUUUAAGAGAGCCAGGAUUACUUAAGCCGUGUACUUGAAGUGUGCUUUCUUCUUCAGAUGCAGCCUCAUAUGAAUUUCUUUUUUCAUACAGAAGAAAUAUGAUUUAUAUAUAUAUAUUACUGGUGAAAAUUGACUGGGGUAGUCUUUUACUACUACACAGUAUUAUCCUUUGAAAGCUCUGUGUAUAGGUACAGGCAUGCAUGCUUAUUACCUGAAUUAAUUGGUUCUGUUCCAUAGAAACAUUCAAAGCUGAGAGCUGAUAUAUGCAGCUCUCCCAGGCUGUUGCUUUUUGUCUUUUGUAUGUACUGACUUUUGCUUGUACAGGCUGCAAACCCUGUUUGGUGCAGAGGAUGGCGUGAGCAAGCAUGUUUCUAAUAUAGAGCAACAUCCUUUGUAGAGUUUCAAACAAGUUUGGAGUUGUUGGAAUACAUGGUCCAUUUGGUCCCACUAGGUAGAGAUGAAGGAGAAAUUUUAUUUUGUUUGCAUUUUCAUGCACACCUCCCCAAACAACACACAAGCUGAAUGCACUUAUCCUUCAAUAUUUGCACUUUUCUGGAUUUUGCCAUGCAGUUUACCAACUAAAACGUGUAAAAAAAUGUGUCUGUUAAGAGAGUUUGCACUAAAAUGUGUUACAUUAGGAGAAGUUGCCUUCAUAAAUAUGUAUAACAGAAGAACCUCACAAACCGAUUUGGAAAUAUGGUGAACCGAUUUUAAAAUCUGACAAACCAACAACUGGGAGACACCAAAACUGGCAGAUUCAUCUACCCCUACAGGGUGUUGUGAAAAUAUUUGUCUAACUCCUGCCAGAGUUUUGUGCUGUUGGAUUUCUUUGCUUUCUAUGGGAGUUUCCUUCCAUGUAGCUACUUGUUCACUCAAGGUCCUAUAUGGAAGAGUCAAAGACUGAUGUGGCACCUUAACGACUAGCACACUAUCUUUGUCAAGCGUAUAUUAGAAAGACAACUUGGGUCUUGUAAAGGCACAUAACAUAGGCAGUCUAAAAUGCUGGAUACAAUUUGGCUUGCUAUAAGUGGCUAAAUUCCACAGAGUUUUCAUGUGUUUUAGACUGCUAAAAUGGAGUUAAUGUUAGCCAACAAAGGUAGUUGAGUGGAGCAUGUUUGUUGGGGUGUGGGGGGGGGGGGGCGCUGAGAAACCAGUUUAUAAUGGGUGUUUGGUUUUGUGACCAGCCGACUUAAAAACUGAUUUUAUCAAACCAUUUUAACAUGGAGGUUGCAGUCGACUAAAUCAAAGGGCUGACUUCAUGCUGGAAAAUAGUGGACAGAGAAUGGCCGAGAAUCUUCUGUUCCCCUCUUCCCACUUAGCUUUCUUUUAACACUGAACCUUUCAUAUUGCCAUGCCUAUUAUCAAAUGGAGAAUCUUAAUAGAUUUUUAAGGUUGUGGCUUUUGAAAUGUCCUUCUUAUACUUAUUCAGUUUCUUUUUUCCUUUUUGCCUGAAUGAAACACUUUACAUUGGAAUAAUUUAUAUAACAUGAAGUACCAAAUUUCAAAUGGGGUCAUUUUUUUUUACCUGGGGGACACAGAACUGGGUUUCAGAUGAUUGGAUAAUGAAGGUGCAAAUAAAUAUAUUGUCUGAAAGUAUUUGUAUUUGACUUGGCAAUUGUUUUUCCUAUCUUACUGUAAAGCCCCUUCAAAUAUUGUAAUUAUUAUUAUUAUUAUUAUUAUUAUUAUUAUUAUUAUUAUUAUUAUUAAUAUUUAUACCCCCAGCCACUCUGGACAACUUCCAGCAAAAUAUUAAAAUACAACAAUUACGGUAAUCAAAUAUUAAAAGCUUCCCUAAACAGGGCUGCCUUCAGAUGUCUUCUAAAAGUCAGAUAGUUGUUUAUUUCUUUGACAUCUGAUGGGAGGGCGCCACUCAGUCCUACCCAGCUUGGCCAAUGGUAACACAAAUUAUUUUUAAUGGAUGCGGUAUUGAUCUGGCUUAAUACUCUUAUGCUUUUGUUCAUCGUUAUUGGGGAUGAGUUACACAUAUUUUCUUCACCCUGAUGACUGAUGCUUAAUCAUGUAAUACCCUGGAAAAUGUGACACUCAUACCCAACAUCAAGUAAUAAUUCUUGCAUGGAUCAGGAGGUAGGUAGAUCUCUGGGUGAUUUGAAACAGAUUUGGCAAAGAUUUCUGGUUUUAAGUUGUUCAAUAAUAGAAAAUUUGACUGCUUAAGUGAAAGCAGCUUGGAUAAAAAUUGUGAGCCAAGGUUUAUUCUGGUACAGUACGCAAAACAAAUCUCUGUGCUCAGCAGCAUCUCAGAGCCACUGUAAAUUAUUGUAAAGAUGUAUAUUUUUAGUACCUGGCUCUAGGUGGUGGAUGUCCAGGUUCAAACACAAGCAGAUUCUGUAGGCUGAAAACCUGCUCCCUCUGCUGUAAAUGAUCAUUUGGCUCUAUGUAUUUGUGUGUAUGUGCAUGUAUGUAGGGGGGGGGCCUGCAUUCAGGAGAGCCUAAAAAGCUUUUAUGUGUACAGCUGACCAGCAUCCUGACCAGCAUCUAUGACAAGUAUAUUUAUAUAGAUUUUGGAUGUAGAAAGCAUGAGCUGUUGAAAUCCUUUGAUAAAAUGAUUUUUAAAAUUA
This is a messenger RNA of Zootoca vivipara (common lizard), 3625 nucleotides long. It is a transcript of the gene CHMP4C, whose product is annotated as charged multivesicular body protein 4C. The record is from RefSeq and is a predicted model, not a curated record. NCBI's taxonomy places the organism in Eukaryota, Metazoa, Chordata, Lepidosauria, Squamata, Lacertidae. Gene Ontology annotation, biological process: late endosome to vacuole transport via multivesicular body sorting pathway; vesicle budding from membrane. Gene Ontology annotation, cellular component: multivesicular body; cytoplasmic side of plasma membrane; ESCRT III complex.